AUGCCGUCCAAAGUUCCCAAGACGGCUGCUACGCCUGUCAAGGGCAAGGCAACAUCAAAGUCCACAGCACCAACAACACCAUCAAACACCGAGCCAAAUUCCAAGCGUAGGCGACAGCAACCCAUUAGCAACGCCGGGACCGCUCAGGCUUCAUCCUCAUCAUCGAGUACCCCUGCCGCCCGCAAGAUCGUCUCCCAGAACCGCCUAUUUGCACCCUUUCGUGCGCUCGGCUUGAUCAGCAACGAUGUUCCCUUCGCACUGCAGACACGCUUUGGUGGCAAGGAUGCGACUACACCGGACGUCAACGUCAUCACAUGUCUUGGUGACAGCUGGGCUAUGUGGGAUGCAGAGCGAAUGACUCUCCUCUUCGUCUCAGCUUCUCUUCCUGCACCCAUCUCCUCUCUCGUAGUUUCGCUUAGCCCAGAUGCCGUACUUGCCGCAUCAGGCUCCAAGGUGUAUCGCUUCCGACGUGGAAAGGUUGAUGCUGUUUACGACACGGUUGACCACAUCAUGUCCCGCUUCAACAAGCCCAACGGUUUACAAGAUGAGGACAGAGACGACUCAGACUCGGACUCGGAUUCAGACGCCUCGUCCAGCAACCUCGAGCUUCAGCAAAAGGAGGAAGGCACCCAGCUUUCGUCUUUGAUCGUCUUUGGUGACACCAUCGUCGCCUUGUCCUCAGACGGCCGAAGUGUCUUUGUCUGGUCCAUCGCCAACACCGAGCUCAUCCGCCGCAUCGAUUUUCCAGACAACUUUGUCGCCAGCUCACUCUUGCAUCCCGCCACUUAUCUCAACAAGAUCCUCAUCGGCUCGACUGACGGUCAGCUUGCGCUCUGGAACAUUCGAACCGGCUCUCUUGUUCACACUUACGACUCACAGCAGCUUCGCACUGCUGCAGCGCGUCCCAACGCCGCUGCUCCAUCAGCAGCUAUUGUCAACCUCACCCAGUCUCCUGCAGUCGAUGUUAUCGCAGUCGGCUUCGCAGAUGGACAUGUUCUCCUUCACGACAUUCGACUCGACGAGAGCUUGUUCUCUUUACAUGCCAACGGCGGUCUCUCUUUAGGCUCUGUCUCUUUCCGCUCUGAUGGCAAGCAACACUCGGUCGCCAUUGCCACCAACUCGGGCAACAUCAGCAUCUUCGAUCUAGAACCCGCUUCUGGCACUGGGCCUAGCUCGGCGAACAACGGCCCUCGUCUGACUUACUCGAUCCAAGAUGCUCACGACGGCGCUGUAGGAAGCAUCGAUUUCGUUCCAGGGCAGCCUCUGCUCAUCUCGUCCGGAGGCGACAACAGCUGCAAGCAAUGGUUCUUCGAGUCCGCCUCCAUGCCACCACGUCUGCUCAAGGGCCGAUCGGGUCACCACCAGCCCCCACAUUUGAUUCGAUACUACGGCGAGCAAGGCAAAGAGAUCCUCUCAGCUGGUCGUGAUCGUUCCAUCCGUAACAUCUCUGUAGUCCGCGACUCGCGCUCUCACGAACUCAGCCAAGGUGAAUUGCAAAAGCGAAGCAACCAGCUGUCCAUCUCUGUCUCAUCCCUCAAACUUCCCGCCGCUAGCUCGCUUUCCUUCAGCUUGACCCGCAGCCGUGACUGGGACGAUGUGCUUACAACACAUCAAGGCCGACAAUUCGGCAACACCUGGACAGUUCGAGACAAGCGCAUGGGUAAGAAGCCUCUUCCAGCAUCCGCUGAUCGCAAGAUCCUCGCCGAGGCCAGAACAAGCUGCGUCAGCGCCUGUGGUAACUUUGGUCUCAUUGGUAACUCGGAAGGUCUGGUAGAGAUGUACAAUAUGCAGUCUUACGUGCACAGGAGGACGUUUGACACUCGUCCACUCGACCCGAUGGGUCCAGCCAAGGCGAAAGAGUUGCCUGCUGGAUCGAAGAAGGCGCAAGCAUUGCUCAAUUCUCGCGUCAAAGGAUCUGCCGUUACCGGUGUCGUCACGGAUGCGCUCAACCGUCUUGUAGUGGUCAGCACCAUGGAUGGUAAGCUCUCGUGGUACGACUUUGGCUCGACUGAGCUGCUGCAUCGCACCACGAUCUCAGCUUCAGGCAUCUCAUCGGUUCAGCUUGACCGAGACUCGAAUUUGCUUCUCAUCGUUUCCGACGAUCUGGUGCUGCGACUGGUGGAUAUCGAGACGCGCCGGGUGGUGCGUGAGUUUGUCGGCUUCCGCGGUCGAAUCCUCGAUGCAUGCUUUAGCAAUGAUGCACGAUGGAUUGUGACUACUUCGAUGGAUGCUGUUAUUCGAACGUUCGACAUCCCCUCUUCGCGCCUGAUUGACGCUUUCAAAGUGGCAAGCAUCGCUACCUCAGUCAGCUUUAGUCCGACGGGUGACUUCCUCGCAACAGCCCACGUCGACAGUGUCGGCAUCUACCUCUGGGCGAAUAAGACGCAGUUCUCGCCUGUUGCUAUGCAGGGUCUUGACGAGCUAGCUGAAGUUGUCGAAGAAGAGGACUCGAUUGCCGUCGCACUGCCCACCGUGCAAGGUGAUGUUGAAGACGCAGCGCUUGCCGAGUAUUCCGAAGCAAUGCGCGAAGUUGGCGAACCUGAGUUGCAACGAGUCUACACCUCACCACCUCAACUCGUCGACCCAUCACGCGAGGAAGGCGGCUUAGUAACACUCUCCACCAUGCCUCGUGCUCGUUGGAUGACCCUCAUCAACCUAGACACAAUCAAGCAGCGUAACAAACCCAAAGCUGCUCCCUCCAAACCCGAGGCAAACAGAGCACCUUUCUUCCUCCCUCAAACCGUCUCUGGUGUUGAUUUCAAAUUCGAUCCCACCGCUUCUACGUCCACUGAAACCAAAGGUGAAGAUGGAGGGUACAAGGGUGGAAAGAGCAACAUCUUCUCUUCGGGCGGUAUCAGCUUCAAGACUGAAUUCCAGGAGAGACUUGCAGCAGCAGAAGAGAAAGGUGAUGUCAAUGGUUUCUUUAUGUACUUGGAGACCUUGUCAACUCCUCAGCUCGAUGCAGAGAUCCGCGGCCUUACAGUGACGGAAGAUCUGGUGGCGUUUUUGGGAAUGCUGCUGAAGAGGUUGAAGCAGCAUCGUGAUUUCGAAGCUGUCCAAGCGCUUUUGGCCACACUGCUGAAGGUUCAUACGGAUUUGAUUUUGACUACGUUUAAUCCUGAAGAUGGCCAGGAUGGCGAGGAUGCUGAGGAUAAGGAUAUGGAGGACAAGGAGGAUGGUGGGUUCGGAGGUGCGGAUGAAGAGGAGGCGAAGCAGCUCAAAUUGGUUAUCAGGAAGCUGAUUCGUGUUCAAGUAUCUGAGAACAACAGAUUCAAUGGUUUGUUGGAUCACUGUUUGGGAACGCUUGCUUUCUUGCGUGGAUUGCCUAUGACCUGA
Molecule: messenger RNA, 3336 nt
Organism: Ustilago hordei
Lineage: Eukaryota; Fungi; Basidiomycota; Ustilaginomycetes; Ustilaginales; Ustilaginaceae
Exons: 1
Coding region: 1-3336 (1111 amino acids)
Biological process (GO): rRNA processing
Cellular component (GO): Pwp2p-containing subcomplex of 90S preribosome; small-subunit processome
Molecular function (GO): protein binding
Source: RefSeq, a predicted model, not a curated record